CCUCGAAAAGCUGAGCAGCUUCAAAGGAACCUAAUGGGGAGAGGUAAAUGUAAAAAUGCUAACAAAUUCCAUCCCCUGUUAUGAAAUACACGAUUGGGGUGGGAGGGACUUGCAUGGUAUGCCUGUUUCUGUGGGAUCUGAUAUAACUGUAAGCUCUUUACAAUGUUCUUUGCAUCCUUGUGGACUGCCUGAUGGAAGCAGCAGCUAAAAGCAAAUCAGAGGGUGAGAGGGUGAGUCUUGCUGGUGAGAAUUAGUAGCAUCAGGAGAGAAAUAUUGCACACCUAACCGACUGAAUUAUGCAUUAUGCUGCAAAAUCCCCAAUGUCAAUACACAAAUGCUAUUCCUGUUGUUUUGCCUGUGAUGAUUGGCAGCAAAGAAAUUCAAAUCACAUCCACACAGCAAUUUCCUGCUGUAACUAAGUCUCUCCUAUCCAGGCAGGUAUGCUUGUGCAGACAAAAUCUAUGCAGUAUAGUAGGUGCUUUAGGAAGAGGUUAAAAAAGGAUGCUGAAAACAUUUUCCUGUGUUCAGCAAUACCAAAUGUUGUCAGGUUAGCGUGUACUCACCCCUUUUGCUUGUGGGCAUUGUAGGUUAGAUGUUACCCCAGACCUUGGGAGGACUGGAUGAAGAAGUCCAUACUGAGGCAUUGAAAGUGAUUUGAGGCACACAUCUCCAUGGAAGGACUUUUCUCUCCCCAAACGAGAUAAGAGAAUGGAAAACAGAGCCAAACUAAGUGUCAUCCCCAAUACAAAGGAGCAGUGGGGUCAGCACUACAUGGCAGACUAAGAGGAUUAUGAAAUUGCAUGUAAUAAAUGCUAUUGCAGCGAUCCCACUGCCAAAGAGCAACCACAUGGCCUGACCAAAAUGAUCCAGCUGCUGCUGAGGGCAGAGCUGCUGAAUGAUUCAGUUGUGCUGGGAGGACAAGGCAGCCCAGAUCUGUCUUCCUGGAAAGCUGCUUUGCAGUAACCUGUGCUUGAAAAGAUAUUGUCUUUGAGGUGACUGUGGUGCUCGUUCCUGUUCAACCAUGUGAAUAAGACGUGCAGAUGGAUAGACAUCCAUUGGGAGCCAGAGCCCCACCUUGAGAGCUCAAAAUGCGGAGGCAAGCCCAAGGGAGUGCAGGCUGCCUACUUAGGGUUAGAAAAGCCACCCUGCCCAAUCCUCAGUUUCCCCACUGAUGCAAGAGCAAGGCCAAUGUUUUCCCCAAAAGAGUGUUUGUGAAGUCCUCUGAAGAAGGGCGCUCUCAUAAAUGCCACGCUAUUUUUAUUAUUGGGGUCAGGGAGGAGAACAUGCAUAAAGGUGAUGAAGCUUUUGAAACACAGGUUCCCAUUAAUAGUCUUUAGGAGUUCUUAUUAUAAUCUAAUUUGACUGGAAUUGGAUUACUCUUAUAAUGCUAUAAUGUCAUUUCCAUGGUCUUUUUGUAUUUUUAUUGUUACUAUGCACUAAUGCAAUAUCCUGCCAGAGCUCUGAGAAGAGGAUGUGAGUUUAGUGAAUUGUUGAUAACAUUUUUGCAGGGCAUUUUUAUUGCUCCUGUUGGGCUCAUACACUGUAAAGUCACACAGUGCCUGGAAAUAGCAGGAACAUCCCCAAAGUCAUCUUGAAUUAUCUUGUAACAGGGGCCACUGGUGAAAGCAAUGUAUUCAGAGCCAAGACACCAGGGGUCUGCUCCCAGCUGGUCCCUGACCUGUGCCGGGAGCUCACCUGAAUCAUGCCACUGUUUUUCUCCCCCUCUUCAGCUGGAAGUGGAAAUAAUUUGCCCAUAUAGGAAUGUAGUAGGUCUGUGGUCUAUAUCCCUGACCAUCUAAAAAAGUUUCCUUGUAUCAUCAAGCUUUAAUGCUUCCUUUUCAUUGAGUUUAUCCUGGAAAAAAAAAUGCUUUUUUCCUGCCUGUGUCCUGUAUUUCUUAAUUUGCCUUUUAUUUUUCUUCUGCUAUUAUUUGUUUCUCUAUUUAUGCAUCUUUUGAAGCACUGUCUUUAUCCUGCACCUAUUUAAAGAUGCUGAAAGUUUUUAUUUCAAAGUAGCCCCAUGGUGCUUGCUCUGAACAUUCAUGGGCCUGUCCAUGAGGACUUGGAAAGGAGGCUGCAUGUGAACAUAAAGCAAGCUGCGCAAUAUUCCAGUGGAUGACGUUUCAGUCCUCAAAUCAUCUAAGAGAAAAGGCAUGGCCUUGGCCCAGCGGCAAGUGGCGGUGCAGGAAGGGCCCCUUUACCGCACGGAGGGUUCCCACAUCACGUUGUGGUGCAAGGUGAGCGGCUACCAGGGCCCGUCGGAGCAGAACUUCCAGUGGUCCAUCUACCUGCCCUCAGCCCCUGAGCGGGAGGUGCAGAUCGUCAGCACCGUCGACCCAUCCUUCCCCUACGCCAUCUACACCCAACGCGUGCGCAGCCGUGGGAUCUACGUGGAGCGGGUGCAGGGGGACGCUGUCCUGCUGCACAUCACCGACCUGCAGGACCGGGAUGCUGGCGAGUACGAGUGCCACACACCCAACACUGACGAGAGGUACUUUGGGAGUUACAGCGCCAAGAUGAACCUUGUGGUGAUUCCCGACUCACUGCGAGUCACAGCGGUCCCACAGACGCUGAACAAAGUGGAGCACGACUCCCUGGAGCUGAAGUGUGAGGUGUCUAAGAGCACAGCCCAGCACAGCCAUGUCUCCAUUGCCUGGUACCGGCAGCGGGGCAGCGAGGUGCCUGUUGAGGUCAUCUCCCUCAGCCGUGACUUUGUCCUGCGGGCUGGCAGUGCCUAUGCCCAGCGGCAUGCUACAGGGGACAUUCGCUUGGACAAAGUUGGGGAGACCACCUCAAAGCUCACUAUCUACAACCUCCAUCCUUCGGAUCAGGGCGAGUUUUACUGCGAGGCAGCAGAGUGGAUCCAGGACCCUGACAAGGCUUGGUAUGCCAUGACCCGCAAGCGUUCCCAGGGUGCCAUCGUCACUGUGCAAGCCACCGAUAAGGAGUUCAGUGUCCGGCUGGAAACAGAGAAGCGGACAUACAUUGUGGGUGAGCCGGUGGAGUUUCGGUGCAUCCUGGAGGCUCAGAAUGUCCCUGACCGCUACUUCUCCAUCUCCUGGGCUUUCAACAGCUCCCUCAUUGCCAGCCUGGGACCCAACGCUGUGCCGGUGCUCAACAAUGAGUUUGCCCAGCGCGAGGCCCUGGGCCAGCUCAAGGUAGCCAAAGAAAGUGACAGUGUUUUUGUGCUGAAGAUCUACCGCCUCCGCCUUGAGGACAGUGGCAAGUACAACUGCCGGGUCACCGAGCGGGAGAAGACUGUCACGGGGGAUUUCAUUGACAAGGAGAGCAAGCGGCCAAAGAACAUCCCCAUCACUGUCCUGCCGCUCAAGACCAGCAUCUCCUUGGAGAUUAUCAACAACGCCAGCAAUGUCUUGGAGGGGGAGAGCCUGCGCUUUGGCUGCAAUGUGCGCUCGGGCUUUGGGCCCCAAAGCCGCCUGUCUGUUGCCUGGCACCUGGUGGACAAGCUGAACCGGCGCAGUGAAAUUGUGCGUCUGGAUCGGGAGGGCACGCUGCAGCCAGGCCCCUUGUACACCGAGCGCAGCAGCUAUGGGGGCAUCCAAGUGGAGCAGGUCCGGCCUGGCUCCUUCACCCUGGAGAUCUUCAACAGCGUCAAGGCAGACGAGGGCCACUAUGAGUGCCGGGUGGCGGAGUGGACACGGACACUGGAUGGGGAGUGGCAGAUGGUUGGGGAGCGGCACACAGGCACCCCGGUGUCCAUCACUGCUCUGGAGGCUGGCUUUGCUGUCACAGCCAUCUCCCGCACCCCUGGUGUGACCUACAAUGAGUCUUUCGACCUCCAGUGCAUCAUCAAGCCCCACUACCCGUCGUGGGUACCAGUGUCGGUGAUGUGGCGUUUCCAGCCUGCAGGCAGCACCGAGUUUCAUGACCUGGUCACCUUCACGCGUGACGGCGGGGUCCAGUGGGGUGAUGGGUCCAUUGGUUUCCGGACCCGCACUGCCAUUGAGAAGGCCGAGUCCAGCAACAACGUGCGCUUGAGCAUCAGCAGGGCGAGCGACACAGAAGCCGGCAAGUACCAGUGUGUGGCUGAGCUCUGGAGGAAGAACUACAACAGCAGCUGGACGCGGCUGGCGGACAGAACCUCCAACCUGCUGGAAAUCAGAGUCCUACGGCCAGUGACCAAGCUGCAGGUGAGCAAGUCAAAGCGGAGCAUCACUCUGGUGGAGAACCAUCCCAUCCCACUCAACUGCUCAGUGAAGUCCCAGACCAGCCCUGACUCGCACUUUGCUGUGCUGUGGUAUGUCCACAAGCCCUCUGAUGCCGAUGGCAAGCUCAUCCUGAAGACCACCCAUAGCUCAACUUUUGAGUAUGGCACCUAUGCAGAGGAGGAGGGGCUGCGGGGCCGGCUGCAGUUUGAGCGCUCGGCGUCAGGAGGGCUCUUCAGCCUGACAGUGCAGCGGGCAGAGGUCCGAGACAGUGGCAGCUACUACUGCCACGUGGAGGAGUGGCUGCUCAGCCCCAACCACGCCUGGUACAAGCUGGCAGAGGAGGUGUCGGGGCGCACAGAGGUCACCGUCAAGCAGCCAGAUAACCGCCUGCAGGUGAACCAGACCCACGGGAACAUCACGGUGCUGGAGAACCAGUGGGUGACCCUGGAGUGCAUGGUCAGCAACAGGACCAGCCCCUCAUCCCAGCUCUCAGUGGAGUGGUACGUGUGGCGGCCAGGCCACCCGGAGAAGGAGGUGGUGGCCCGGCUGAGCCAGCAGAGCAUCGUGCGCUACGGGGACCUGGCGGCGCUGGGCAACCUGCGGAGCCGGCUGCACCUGGAGAGCCCAUCCCCAGGUCUCUACCUCCUCUCCAUCCAAAAUGCCACCGUGCAGGACAGUGGAGCCUAUGACUGCCGCGUGGAGGAGUGGCUCCUCGACCCCAGCGACCACUGGUACAAGCGGGCAGAGGACCUCUCUGGACUCAUCACUCUCACUGUCAAGCAGCCAGAUCCCACCUUGCAGGUGGAAACAGCUACCGCUAACCUCACGGUGCAGGAGAAGGAGUCCUUCCCACUGGACUGCAGUAUCCUAUCCCGCUCCAGUCCAGAGUCCCAUUUCGCAGUGACAUGGUACAACAUGCAGGCUAAAGAGGCCAGUGGCCAGACGGAGGAGGACGAGGAGCAGGAGAGGGAAGCAGUGCUGACCGUGGGCCCCGAUGCCAUCUUCAGCACUGAGGCCAGUCGUUGGGAGGGGCGCCUGCGCUUCCAGAGGCUCUCAGCGGUUCUUUUCCGGCUGACAGUGCUGCAAGCCAGUGGAGCCGACACGGGGAACUACUCGUGCCAUGUGGAGGAAUGGCUGGCGGACCCCAGCGGCGUGUGGUACCGGCUGGCAGAGGAGGAGUCAAGCACGGUUGCUGUUCACGUGCAGGAUGCAGGCUCCAGCUUGCAGUCUGUCAUCUGCUCCAACGAUGCCCUCUUCUACUUUGUGUUCUUCUACCCCUUCCCCAUCUUUGGCAUCUUGAUCAUCACCAUCCUCCUGGUGCGGUUCAAAAGCCGGAACUCUAGCAAGAACUCUGAGGGCAAGAACGGGGUCCCCUUGCUGUGGAUCAAAGAGCCUCACCUCAACUACUCUCCUACCUGCCUAGAGCCACCAGUCCUCAGUAUCCACCCAGGAACCAUGGAUUAAACAGGCAGAGGCACCCAGGGGGACAAGCAAAGAGAGAAGCAGAGACACACCGGGAGCCUUGAGGAAGAGUGGGUUUUGUUGUUCUUGUUUCAUUUGUUUCAGUGUCUGUGCUCUGACAUGGCGGCUGAGCUCUGUGGAGCACCCAGCCAGCAGGGACGGAAAGG
Messenger RNA from Pezoporus flaviventris, 5794 nucleotides. It is a transcript of the gene IGSF3, whose product is annotated as immunoglobulin superfamily member 3. The transcript has 11 exons. The record is from RefSeq and is a predicted model, not a curated record. NCBI's taxonomy places the organism in Eukaryota, Metazoa, Chordata, Aves, Psittaciformes, Psittacidae. Bases 2151 to 5630 code for a protein of 1159 amino acids.